AUGACAGAGUCACGCCUUUUCCAGCCCAUGAAGAUCGGCAACAUCAAAGUCCAACAUCGCAUUGGCAUGGCCCCUCUUACACGUCUUAGAGCAAGCAUUGACCGUGUACCCAACGCCCUUAUGAAGGAGUACUACGGCCAACGCGCUUACAUACCUGGUACUCUUAUCAUAACCGAGGGUACUCUUGUCUCUCCUGCUGCAGGUGGAGGUUUCGCCAGAACACCUGGAAUCUGGAACAAAGAGCAAGUCAGCGCCUGGAAAGAGAUCACAGAUGAGGUGCACCGCAAGGGCAGUUUCAUCUUUGUACAAUUAUUUGCAAUGGGUCGUGCUGCAACUGUCGAAGUUGCGAAAGAUGAAGGAAUAGACAUUAUCGGACCGAGUGCAAUCCCGAUUGAAGGCAGUCCCGCGCAACCUCGGGCGAUGACCUUGAAUGAGAUUCAUGAAAUGAUCCAGGCAUUCGUAACUGCAUCGGAGAAUGCUAUCAAAGCCGGCUUCGAUGGUGUUGAGAUCCAUGGUGCCAAUGGCUACCUGCUCGACCAAUUCCUCCAAGACGUCAGCAACCAGCGUAACGACAAGUACGGCGGCAGCAUUGAAAACAGGUCUCGCCUUAUCACUGAGAUCCUGGAACGCGUUGUACAAGCCAUAGGCUCAGAGCAGGUUGGUAUUCGUCUCAGUCCAUGGAGUACGUUCCAGAGCAUGCGCAUGAAAGACCCAAUCCCUCAGUUCACAGACGUCAUCAACAAGACAGGCCAUUUGAACUUGGCCUACAUCCACCUCAUAGAGUCCCGCAUCUCAGGCAGCCAAGAUUGUCAAGAUCAUGGCAGUGAGAAGCUCGACUUUGCAUAUGAUCUCUGGAAGGGAACUUUUCUUAUUGCCGGUGGGUAUAAACUCAAAGAAGCGGAGAGGCUCGUUGAUGAAGAACAUCCCGACAAAGAGAUCAUGGUCAUGUUUGGAAGGAACUUCCUGGCGAACCCGGACUUGGUGUAUAGAUUCAAGGAGGGCUUGGAACUUAACCCCUAUGAGAGGAAGACGUUCUACAACAGCGAUGUCGAGGGUUAUGUCGAUUACCCGUUUGCCGUUAGAAAGGACGCCGUGGUCUAG
Fusarium proliferatum ET1 is the source of this 1101-nucleotide messenger RNA. RefSeq names its product putative NADPH2 dehydrogenase chain OYE2. The record is from RefSeq and is a predicted model, not a curated record. NCBI's taxonomy places the organism in Eukaryota, Fungi, Ascomycota, Sordariomycetes, Hypocreales, Nectriaceae. The coding region runs from base 1 to 1101 and encodes 366 amino acids. The transcript has a single exon. Gene Ontology annotation, molecular function: NADPH dehydrogenase activity; FMN binding.